This is a messenger RNA of Trematomus bernacchii (emerald rockcod), 2123 nucleotides long. RefSeq names its product prostaglandin E2 receptor EP1 subtype-like. The record is from RefSeq and is a predicted model, not a curated record. NCBI's taxonomy places the organism in Eukaryota, Metazoa, Chordata, Actinopteri, Perciformes, Nototheniidae. Gene Ontology annotation, cellular component: plasma membrane. Gene Ontology annotation, molecular function: prostaglandin E receptor activity; thromboxane receptor activity. The coding region runs from base 270 to 1409 and encodes 379 amino acids. Gene Ontology annotation, biological process: positive regulation of cytosolic calcium ion concentration; inflammatory response; adenylate cyclase-activating G protein-coupled receptor signaling pathway. The transcript is spliced from 3 exons.
CGUCAAGCCACCAUGAAGGACACAGACGGAUACAGUCUCGGGAAAUACUCCGCUAAGAAGGGGCAUUGGACUUCAUGAAGGGGAAACAGGAUUUCUGAUCUAAAGGAAAAAGACAUCUGUUUGUGGAAUUUGCUGAAAGUGUUUGUUUGUGGAUGAUAUCUGUUGGACAGUGAAAACUAUCUUCAUGUUGUUCAGCUGGACUGGGAAGGAUAUCUAUACUAUGUAGUGCCUCCCUUAACUAUGGACCUCCUUCCGUUCACAGUUCAGUGAUGUUAGCUUUGAGCCAUUACAACUCCUCAUCCUCCCCGCUCCUCCCUCGGUCCUCUAAUGACAGCGGGGGGAAAGUGGAGGCCAGGGUGGCAGUUGAAGGGCUGUCUCAGCAGGGAAACCUCACCCUGCUGCAGCCCACCACCAGUGGAGUUAUUGUGGUCAUACUGUCCAUGACACUGGGCAUCAUCUCCAACAUCGUGGCCCUCUUCAUCCUGGCCAAUGCCUACUCCCAGCAGCGCCGGCGCAACAAAGCCACAUUCCUUCUGUUUGCCUCUUCUCUGGUGUUUACAGAUUUCAUUGGGCACGUGAUCCCUGGUGCCCUGGUGCUCAGACUCUACCUCUCUGGAGGCGUUCACCCUGAUGACUUCAACUCCUCCGAUGGGAUGUGUCAGUUCCUGGGUGGCAGCAUGGUGUUUUUCGGCCUGUGCCCACUCUUCAUGGGCUGUGCCAUGGCUGCUGAGCGCUGCCUGGGUGUCACAAAGCCUCUACUGCACUCCUCUCUAGUCACCAAAACACGUACAAAGAUCUGCCUGUCUGCCAUCUGGCUGGCGGCUCUGUGUGUGGCCCUGCUGCCUUGCUUUCAGCUGGGCUCCUACGCCUACCAGGACCCAGGGACCUGGUGUUUCAUCAAAGUGCUCAGUGACACUCAGGAGGUGGACGUGGCGUUCGUGGUGCUGUUCUCUGGGCUGGGGAUGGCCUCACUGGCUGUGGCGCUGGUGUGUAACACCAUCAGUGGACUGACCCUGGUGCUGGCGAGGCUCAGGAGGAAGCCCGGCUCGCGUCACUCAGCAAAGUCUCAUGAUAUAGAGAUGGUGGUGCAGCUGGUCGGCAUCAUGGUCACCUCCUGCAUUUGCUGGAGCCCUCUGCUGAUCUUUGGCCUGAUGUCGGCAAUCCACUCCUACACAGGAUCCAUAGCAGAGGACCUAUCCAGCUAUAAAACCCUGAUGGUGAUGGCCGUGAGGCUGGCCACAUGGAACCAGAUUCUGGACCCCUGGGUCUACAUCCUGCUGCGGCGCACCGUUCUCCGCAAAAUCUACCUCAUCGCUAAGUGCCAGGCAGGACUGAGGGGGAAUAUCAUCGGCCGCUGGGAGCCCACCUCUUUCCCCAGCUCAGAGAAGCAUCAAGUCAACCAAGUUUGAGCUGAGGGAAAAGACUGAUAAGUACUUUGUCCCCAGGUGAACAUUUACAGAACCCUGAGAAUAAAGAAGAGAGACCAACAUAGAAUAUCUUUUUGGCUAGAAAUGCUUAAUAUAAUCAAAAGUACCUCUCUCAAACUCCAUCAAAGUUUACCCUUGAGUUCAUUGUCUGACCCUAACAAAUGGAAGCUAGCUAAUGCUAUUGUUUUGCACAUAAACCUUUUAUAGUUUUCUUGUAAUAAGUGAACAUUCCUUAGUCAUUUUGUAUUCUCAUUUGGAAACAUGAAGGGCCACAGAAUAUGAACACAGAAGUGUGAUGCUGCGCCACUCAUAAAGGGAAUGAGUAAUGUUUUAUUUCAUAACUUCAUUUUAACCAUCAUUGGAAGUAAAAAAACAAAUUGCACGUGUCUUGCUCUUACAUUUAUGUGGAAGAAUUGAGCUGCACCAAUAUAACCACCAGGGUGAGCUCCAGAGUAAAGCAGAAGUACUUGGAUUGUGUUCAAUGUUAAUAUUCUGCUGAAUGUAUUUCAUGAAGGAAUGUUAAUAUUCAAGUAUUGUGGAGUGUAUGUAAGUUUACCUUUUAAUGCUUUCCAUUUUUUUAUACAGUGCUUUAUGUGAAGUAAUAUAUUUUUUUGUAAGUUAAAACUUGAAUUGUACCCUUGAUUUUACAGAAGAUAUGUAAAGACAUUAUAAUUGAAUGUAAAUAAAAGAAUGCAA